Molecule: messenger RNA, 1469 nt
Organism: Gambusia affinis (western mosquitofish)
Lineage: Eukaryota; Metazoa; Chordata; Actinopteri; Cyprinodontiformes; Poeciliidae
Gene: c1qtnf2
Product: C1q and TNF related 2
Exons: 3
Coding region: 309-1163 (284 amino acids)
Molecular function (GO): protein binding
Source: RefSeq, a predicted model, not a curated record
GUAAAAUAACUAACGUUUAACAGUUCAAGAUGUAAUAAAAUAUUACCUUUUUAAGCUUCUGAAAUAAUCAUAAUCUAUCUUCAAAUGUUUAAAAAUGUUUAACAGCUUCCACGUUGUCUUUGUUAAACUAAAAUUAAGCCCAAAUAAAAAUAAAGUGCACUCCAUGGUUCAGCAGGCUCUAAAGCAGGUGUGGACGGUUCCAGCCCAUCUGCGCUGGUGUCAGAUGUUUCCCUGCUUGGAAUCACCUGAAUCCAAUAAAUUGUUCAUUAACAGAAAAAGGUGAUGGGUGAAGGAGAUCACUGAUGUAGAUGGGAUUAUUCUCCUGUUUCAUAAUCCAGUUUUAUCAAAUCUCUUUUCUGCUGGCAGAUGAGUUCAAGCUGGUUUGCAGUCUGCCUGGCCCAGCAGGACCCCCAGGAUUCCCGGGAGCUCCUGGACCCUCAGGGUCCAUGGGCCCUAUGGGUUCGCCAGGGUUGGAUGGUCCAGAUGGAAAAGAUGGAGAAAAGGGAGAAAAAGGAAACGGGGGUGAUCCAGGUAGACCUGGGAACCCUGGGAAGCCAGGGGUGAAAGGCCGUGAAGGUCUUAUUGGUAAAGCUGGACCUCGGGGACCAAAGGGGCUGCGUGGAUCACCAGGUGUGGCCGGAAAACAAGGGAAGAAAGGGGAGCUGGGUGACAGGGGCCAGCAAGGACCUCCUGGUGGUUGUAACUGUGGCACUGCGGCUCGAUCAGCCUUUUCUGUGGCCGUAACAAAGAGUUAUCCAAAAGAACGACUGCCAAUCAAUUUCAGCCGGAUCUUGCUUAAUGAAGGGAAUCACUACAAUGCCAGCAGCGGGAAGUUUGUCUGUCAGAUCCCUGGAGUCUAUUAUUUCACCUAUGAUAUAACACUGGCCAAUAAGCACUUGGCUAUAGGACUGGUGCAUAAUGGUCAGUACAAGAUCAAGACCUUUGAUGCCAACACGGGGAACCAUGAUGUGGCAUCUGGCUCUACUGUUCUCCACCUGAAGCAGUCAGAUCAGGUGUGGCUGCAGAUCUUCUACUCAGAGCAGAAUGGACUCUUCUUUGACCCCUUCUGGACAGACAGCACCUUCACUGGGUUUCUCAUUUAUGCUGAUCAGGAGUUUCUCAAUGAGGCAGAUAAAAAGGCAAAUAGUGAGGAUGACAGUUGACAUUGUAAUCCUGAAUGUAUCUGUUUUAUUGCAGGUCAAAUCCAAACAAUGCAAUCUGGACUUGUUGAAAACGUCUUGACACAAGGGGGCGCAAAAGUAAAGAAAAUAAAUAAGGAAAAAGAUUCGAACUAAAGAGGUUUUGUGACUGCAGUAAUAAUGGGUCCAACUUGCUUUAAAUAUUUACCACUUUUGUUUUGCUCUUAUGGAAGAAUCUGCUGUAAAGAGUAAUUUUCCAUUUUUACAGAACUGUGCAUUCUUGAUGGUUAGUGUAAGUAAUUUUUAUUUCAAUAAAAAAAUUUAAAAUGA